Molecule: messenger RNA, 1073 nt
Organism: Arachis stenosperma
Lineage: Eukaryota; Viridiplantae; Streptophyta; Magnoliopsida; Fabales; Fabaceae
Product: putative 4-hydroxy-4-methyl-2-oxoglutarate aldolase 2
Exons: 2
Coding region: 222-722 (166 amino acids)
Biological process (GO): regulation of RNA metabolic process
Molecular function (GO): ribonuclease inhibitor activity
Source: RefSeq, a predicted model, not a curated record
UCUUCGCCUAACAUUAAUACACCAUGAGACUACUCAAUAAUGUGUUCUUAAAUAUUAGACAGUGAUUUAGCAGAGAAAGUAAAGGUGGGCGGUGUUGAAGAAUCUGAGAGAGAACUCUAUUUCUCUAUCACCAACAAUCCCAUCCUCACUUCCGUACACUCUCACUCUUCUCUCUUCCUCAAACCGCUGCAGAUCUAUUCCCUAAUCGGUGCUUCGGGUAAAUGGCCUUGGUCACCACAGCCGAAGUGUGUGAUGCAAACCCACAAUUAAUUUUGAGUGGCGAGCUCCGUGCCCUUCAGCCAGUUUUCCAAAUCUAUGGUCGUCGACAGGUCUUUUCCGGACCGAUAGUUACCCUGAAGGUGUUUGAAGACAAUGUUUUGGUUCGGGAGUUUCUUGAAGAGAAAGGCAAUGGAAGAGUGCUUGUUGUCGAUGGUGGCGGGAGCUUGCGCUGCGCAAUAUUGGGUGGCAACCCUGUAGUACAAGCGCAAAACAACGGAUGGGCAGGUAUCAUUGUGAACGGAUGUAUAAGAGAUGUGGAUGAGAUCAAUGGCUGCGAUAUUGGGGUGAGAGCACUAGCUUCCCAUCCAAUGAAAGCUAACAAGAAAGGCAUGGGAGAAAAGCAUGUUCCUAUAAAUAUUGCCGGGACAAGAAUCAGUGAUGGGGAAUGGCUUUACGCGGACACGGAUGGGAUUCUGAUCUCUCGAACGGAGCUGGCUGUCUGAUUCCCAAAGUUCAUGAUCACUGCUUCCAUUUCAAAAUAUCCAUCAAUCUGGAUAAAGUGGUACAUUGGAAAAUUGAAUGUAGUAGUGUAGAUACAUUGAGUUUUUCUAUCUAACCACUUUGUCUAAAUUGACAGAUAUUUUCAACAAAUGUAAGGACUAUAUUUAUAGGCAUCUCCUUGGCCUGAUGUAGUGCUUUCUGUGCUUGUGUUCUUGACCCAACAGUUUCCCAGUUUCCACUAAAUUGUAACGUUAUUAAUCACCCAUGAUAAUGAAAGUUGGUUGAAGUGUUUGUCCACUUUGACCAAAUAUAGAAGUACUCUCAGCAUUCUCGAAAGAUCGACUUUGGAAUCA